This is a messenger RNA of Abrus precatorius (Indian licorice), 785 nucleotides long. RefSeq names its product EPIDERMAL PATTERNING FACTOR-like protein 3. The record is from RefSeq and is a predicted model, not a curated record. The transcript has 3 exons. The coding region runs from base 287 to 655 and encodes 122 amino acids. Gene Ontology annotation, biological process: stomatal complex development; guard cell differentiation. NCBI's taxonomy places the organism in Eukaryota, Viridiplantae, Streptophyta, Magnoliopsida, Fabales, Fabaceae.
CUGAAUCACUUGCUUGUGAAGCAAAAUCUCUCGGCCAAUUCAAAGGUUUUAAAGAGUAUCCUUAGAAUGUUUGGAGGUCCUGGCCUGCUUUUUGGGAUUUGCAGCUUGCAAGCCCCUUUGGUCCCUUCAUAUAUUCCACCAAUCAUGCCUAGCCACUUAUUCUGAGUGAUUCAAAUCUGCCACCUCUCUCACAAACAUUGCCAUCAACAACAAACUUCAUCACAAACAUUGCUAUAAGCAUAAAAAGAUCAUCACAUUCAUCAUUUGAGCUUUUGAAGAAAGAAAAAUGAAGGGAAGAUACAUUUGUCUUCUGCUAGCUUUGCAAAUAGCGAGUCUUGUUUCUGCAGCAAGAAGGCCGUUUCUCGCAGCCCAAGAAGAGGCUUUACAAUCUUCACCACCAUACACUAUAGAAUCAAGAAAGGGUUUUAUGGGCAUACAAGAUGGGUCAGAGACAAUGCAGGAGGCACAUGAUAGAGUGAGCAAAAUAGGGUCUAGUCCACCAAGUUGUGAGCACAAGUGCUAUGGUUGUGUUCCAUGUGAAGCCAUCCAAGUGCCCAAUACAAGCAGCAGGCACAGCCAUUUGAGCAUCCAGUAUGCAAAUUAUGAGCCUGAGAGCUGGAAAUGCAAGUGUGGUCCUUCCUUCUACAGCCCAUGAACACUGUUUAAAUCCAUUCAAUAUUGUUGUUCUGAUAUCCACCUCAAGUUCAUAUUUAGUAUCUCUUUGUAGUUUGUGAAAAAUGUCAUAUUGAAAGAAUUUUAGUAAGUCAUCAUUAUGAUGACCAUUA